AUGACUUCCCCAAACCCGGAGAUCAAGCUCAUCGAGUUAACCAAAGAUGAGCUUGCAACUCGACAAAUCGGAUCACACAACCUACAGAGCUGCUUAGAAGCCCUCCAUCAUGAUGGAAUAGUCGUCCUCAAGAACGCAGUCGAUCCAUCCCAUCUAGACAAGCUCAACGAGAAAAUGGUUGCCGAAGCCAAAAGUAUCUAUGAACGCACCGAGACUUACAGAAACUUCGGCAAGAAAACAGGCAACAUCCAGCAAGAGCCGGUCCGCUCAGCAGACUAUGUCUUCGAGGAUAUAAUCGCCAACCCCUUCGCCACAUCCGUGAUUGAAAGUAUGAUUGGCCCAUGUCCAACAAUGCGCUUCUACAGCGCCAACACGGCCUUCAAAGCAACAGAAAGACAGCCAGUGCAUAUUGACGUCGACUUUGAUAUGCCGCACAUGCCAUUUGCCUACUGUGUCAAUGUCAAUCUCGUCGAUACCUCUCCUGAGAAUGGCGCGACGGAGGUGUGGCUUGGUAGUCAUACUGACACGGAUCGAUAUAUGCUGGAUCAAACCACUGAGUAUAAGCAGAUUAGAUCUGAUUUGUUGGAGGAGCGCAGGCGCAUUAGCCCAGGUAUUCAGCCGGGGUUGCCAAAGGGUUCAUUGAUGAUUCGGGAUUUCAGGCUGUGGCAUGCUGGUAUGCCGAAUCGGACUGAUGAUCCUAGGGUGAUGCUUGUUUCUAUUCAGUUUGCGAGCUGGUAUCGAAGUGGGCUGAAGGUUGUCUUGCCACGGAGUUUGGAAGGGAAGGUUGACUGGGGCCGUGUGGUUCCUGCUGUAGAGUGGGUUGAUGAUGAUUAUGAUUAUUUUCAGGGGGUGCAGGAUCGCGACUUUUCGUUGUUGCCCUAG
Molecule: messenger RNA, 882 nt
Organism: Penicillium nucicola
Lineage: Eukaryota; Fungi; Ascomycota; Eurotiomycetes; Eurotiales; Aspergillaceae
Product: phytanoyl-CoA dioxygenase family protein
Exons: 1
Coding region: 1-882 (293 amino acids)
Source: RefSeq, a predicted model, not a curated record